This is a messenger RNA of Chelonus insularis, 4041 nucleotides long. It is a transcript of the gene dan, whose product is annotated as protein distal antenna-like. Lineage: Eukaryota; Metazoa; Arthropoda; Insecta; Hymenoptera; Braconidae. Bases 1562 to 2824 code for a protein of 420 amino acids. The record is from RefSeq and is a predicted model, not a curated record. Gene Ontology annotation, molecular function: DNA binding. The transcript has a single exon.
UUCGUCGCGAGAGCAUCGUUGAACGGCGUGAACGUGUGUUCAGUCUUUGCCCUCGUAUCGCGCACACACAAGCACACCAGAAGAGCGUAAGGGACACAGAUAAAGUAGAAAGAGCAAGAUUGAAGGAGUGUCGGUGUGAGAACGAGAGAGACAACAUCGAUCGGGCCAAUCGGCGAUAAUCGAAGGGCGGAGAAAGCAAGUGCCAACGACAGCGACGGCAAAACGGAGAGGAGGGAGAAAAGGGACGAAAAGAGAAGAGAGGUGGCAGUGGCUAUUGCCGAUAUACCCGAAGGGGACUUCAUGUAUAAUAAACGUGCAUUCGUCCAGCAAUUCAGUCAGUCUAGGUCGAACCACCGAGAGGUGAAGAUUGACCUGAGUUGAAUAUUAGUACGCCUACGGUGCGACGAUCCCAAUCUCUUGUCUCUGUGAUAUACAAGUGAGUGAGUGAGUGAGUCUCUUUGACUUGUUAGUGGCCUGUCUUCUACAUUAGUAGUUGACCGUCGGCAACACACUACUUGCACAGUGAAGAGGAAUUUCGCGACGCAUUCCACGCCGUAAGCUCAGUGAGUGAUUCCGGUGCCAAAGAUUGAACAAGACGAGCACACAGACACUAAGUGAAAUAAAGAGAAAAAGACUCGUGUGUAUAUAUAAGAGAAAUAGAACACGCGGGUCAUAUAGGAAGAAACGACAAUCUUAUCGGGUGGUGGUGUGUGUAGUAGUGAGACACGAUACGUUUAGACUCUCUUAAUUUGCUGCAGUGAAUGUGAAAAAAAAAUAUUACAGACACGUUUAUCAUUGUUUUAAGAGAGGAAAAGAAAGAAUUAUUAUUUUCUUUUUUUUUUCAAUUACUUUCGAGUGUGUUGUGUGCUGUUCACCUUGACAAUUUUAGAUUGUUUUUUGUGUCGCUCCAUUAUAGCGAACUUGAAAGACUAGUGAAUAACCAGCCGGCAUAUUAAGCCAAGGCAAACAAUAACUAACGGUCAUUUCUGUAGUGUAUAUUGGUGGUAUCAACGCACUGUUGGACCUCGUGGUGCAGUAAUAAUAUUGUUUCCCGCGCGUACAUUGGAUUGGCUGUUUUGCGGGGACGCGACGCGGAAGAGGAACCGGGAGUGCCGUUUUACGGGAGACUUUCCUCUCUCUCUCUCUCUCUCUCUAUCGCACAAACGAUUGUGGUGGGAGUUGUUUCAUUCAUAAAAAACUCUUUAUUACUGUGGGCGCAUGUGCUAUUCCUCAACGUGCAAGUACCUACCUUCACCCCCGCACAUCUAACAUAAGUACGUUACUACACAAGGAAUUAUUUAUCAUCGACCUAGUCGUUAAGACGCCCCACGCUUGCUACUAGGAUUAACUUUCCUUUUGGUAAUGACUUCUGACUCACGCGAGUCACUUGGAUAAUAAACUGCAGCUUCAUUUUCCUUAAUCGUUUUAAACGUAAGGUUGACUAGUGUCUGCCAAAAGGAACUUGACAACGGUCAAAAUAGAUCGACGAGAGUGUGACGAUUCUUCGGAGGACGGUAUUGAAGAUCCUCCGUUUGUCAACAGUCAUCAUCUUUAUACAAACAUGAGAGGUGAAUCAGCGCGGCCGGGCAAACGGCCUUUACGUGCCCUAUCAGCAUCUGAGAAGAUGGAGGCGAUUCAACGCGUUCAUGAGGGUGAGAGCAAAGCAUCAGUAGCACGCGAUAUUGGAGUACCAGAGUCAACGUUACGCGGUUGGUGUAAAUCUGAACACAAAAUUCGAGGUAUGGCGCGGAAUUCAUCAACGCCAGAUAGUGAAGCACAUUCGCCUGCGUCAUCAUCAGGCACGAAUCUUGCCAUGACUGCAGGAGGGGCAAAUCACUCAAGCGAGGACGAGGGUCCAGCUGCGAAGAGAGCGAAGAUCGAUCAUCAAACGGUUAUACCAGGCUCGUCGUUCUGCGCCAACGAGAAUUCGGAGAACGAGGCCAGUCGGCUCGGUGACGCGUCUAAGAUCGAUUACGUUGGACUGAUGACCAGUAUGGCUGGCAUGAGACCGGAGAAUAGCUCACUUCUAUUACAGCAGUUGGGUUUGCACUUUGGAGCUGCUUCUAAUACACUAGCUAAAAGUCUACUUAAUUUAUCAACUAGUGUACCACACAGUAGCACUGUUGGUCUUGUUGAAAAUGGUCUCCAAUAUACCAGGAACAAUACUAAAAGACAUAGCUUAUCUGCUAUUGCACCAACACAAAUGGAUUCAGUUGCUAAAUCAUGCACAAGGAAAAGUCUUCCACCAGCAGCAGAGGCACCACUUACCCCUGUGCCCGCAUCACCAAGAAAAACCAAUGAAAUGAUCCGUGAGUCAAAGAAUAAGCACAAGGAUCCAGCAACACACAGCCGCAAAGUCGAUGAACAAUUAUGGAUGUGGCUUACCCAGCAACAACAGAUACUUGGUCAACAAUCAACACCAUUUACUCCUAGCAAUCAUCAAGACGGUUCCUGGUUUUGGCGUGGGUACAAGCAUUGCAGUUUUCCACUUAUGUCGCCAACUCCGACUCCACUAGUCGCUAGAAAAUCACCAAGUAAAGCCAGGGCACUUCUUGACAACGUUCUGUGCAAUAACAACAACAACGAGAACGUCAGACGGAGUCUAAAUGAUGUCAAUGAAACAAUCGUCGUUGACAACCAGAGUGAUGCACCUGUCAUUAGCACCGAGGAGGCCAUCGAACAUGGAGAAUUGUUCUUAAAGUGGCUCGACAAAUGCUCCGAGCCAGUAGUCACGAGGCUACAGAUAAUGCAAUUCAAGUAUCUACUGGACAAUCUGAAGUCAUGUAGAAAGAAGUCAUCGAGUUUAAAACAAAGCAGAAAGUAGAUAUCAUUAUUACGACGAUAGUGUAAGGAAUGAAUGAAUAAAUCCAUGUGAUGGAUCCAUCACAUGGAUUUAUUCAUUCAUUUUUCACACUAUUUACGUUACAUUAAUAUCAUUAAUAUUCCUGAUUGAAAGUCAAUUUAAUUAAUACCACAAUUAGAUGUUAUAUUAUUCAUUAUUUCAUGACAAAUUGUGGUAAAAAUUAAAUUGAUUCCUUUUUGACCUCAUAAUAAUUUACUUGUCUCUUGUAUAUACAAAAUGAUUAUACCAAAUUUAUUACUAUUCUUAAUUAUUAUUAUUAUCAUAAUCGUAUGAUUAUUAAUACUUUUAGCCAAUUUAUUGUUAUUCCAAUGUUCAUUAGUCUGUAGUUUCGUCAUGGAGAAAAAGAGAAUAAGAACUUGAUAUAGAAAAGAAUAAAAUUAUUCAAAUAUAAUAAAAAUAUUAUUAAUAUUAAUAAUUAUUAUUAUCACAUUAAUAUUUAAUAUUUUAUUUUCAAAUGGCGAAUUAAUUUUCGACAAAAUCUUAUUCUCAUUCGUUUAAUGAAAAAAGUUGAAUCAUCAACUUAAACUUAAAUAAAUUUGUCAAUUUAUACAUUAUAUUUCUGGUCCAAAGCUUCAUAUCAAUAGCAGUUAAUUCAUGUCGCGAAUCGCGUCAUCAUAUUGAUUAUCGUGAUCUCGAUUUCUCGUUGGAUUAAAGUAUAAGGUACUGGGCUUUAGAGUACACGAUAUGCAACACAAAUAUACACGCUCACUUAUACAAUAAUUGAUACACAUGCAACAGAGAAAAAAAAAGCAUACUUUGAGAGUCAUAUAGACAAGUCACUUACCAUUGCCAGAGGUCUUUUCAACGACUCAUAUACUAGAUGAUCACUGACGAAUCUAGCGCAGCCCAACCACGUGUGCAGCUCCGGAUAAGGCAAUGUACUUGGUCUUAUACUCGUUGAAACGAAUUUCUAAUAGCAUAAAAAAAUUAAAUAUAUAUAUAUAUACAUAUAUAUAUAUAACUUAUAUAUAGAUAUACAUUUAUUGGAAUGUUGAUGGUUGUUUAUAUUAAGAUGUGUUGAAAAAAAAUAUGUCACACUCGACGUCGACUUACGCUUCUCCAGCGAAUUCUUGUAAAUUAUUGUUGCACUAAGUCUUUAUUAUGUAAAUAAUUCCUUAGCAAUUGUAAGCGUGUUCUGUGGCUUAAAGAUACUAGUAUAUAGAAAGUGAUUAAAAUGA